Molecule: messenger RNA, 2384 nt
Organism: Leptopilina boulardi
Lineage: Eukaryota; Metazoa; Arthropoda; Insecta; Hymenoptera; Figitidae
Gene: Gk1
Product: glycerol kinase
Exons: 9
Coding region: 737-2293 (518 amino acids)
Biological process (GO): glycerol-3-phosphate biosynthetic process; glycerol metabolic process; triglyceride metabolic process
Cellular component (GO): mitochondrion
Molecular function (GO): glycerol kinase activity
Source: RefSeq, a predicted model, not a curated record
CGUGGUACCGGCUUCGUUUGCGUUUUUUUUUAUUUUACACACAAAAUUCUCAAAUUGCCGCGGUUAUUUUUCUUGUUAGGUUAACUUUGUACAUGUGCCCAUGAUAAAUACUGAAUAUUAGGAAUAGCGGAACGACGAGAAAAAAUAAAUUCUCAAGUUGGCAAUGAUGUGCGCACAUCGACACAUUAUCGAUGUCGACACGACAAUUGCACAUUGAUGCAAAAACCACACACAGUGCAUUUAAUUUCAAUAUACGAUGUUCUGUUAUUGCAUCAAGUUACUCAAUUCUAUAUAUGAUUUUAUCUUGAUCUAUAGUCCAAAUACAUUUUCCUUAUUCAAUAAACAAUUUAAAUUUGAAAAUUAAUACACGCGUUCAUUUUUAAUAAAACAAAAUUUAUAGAAUAAAAAAAAAGUCGAAUAUUUCCUAACCUAAAAAAAAAAAAUUUUGAAAGGUUAGAAAUAAUUUAAGAAUUUAAAAUUUUUUUUAAAUUGUUUAAAUUUAUAAAUAAAUAGUACAAUUAAAAUUUUUUCAUAUAGGGUUUUAAUUUUUUUCAAUUAUAUAACUUUUUCGAAUAUUUCGACAGUCGAAAGGUUAAAAGUCGGUCAUUAUUAUCUCUCCCUCUCUCUCUCUCACUCCUUCAUGUUGCGAAAAAAAUUAUAUAUACAAUAAAGGUAAGAAUAGUGUUAGAGAAAAAUUGUAGUGCAAGAAAAGUGUAUAGAAAAAAUAAGGUAAAUUAUGACAGAAACUAUUUGGAAAAAUGGACCAUUCAUUGGUGCUAUUGAUGAAGGGACAAGCAGUGCCAGAUUUUUGAUUUUUGAUGUUUUACGAAGAAAAGUUGUGGUUUCACAUCAAAUAGAAAUAAAACAAAAAUAUCCCCAAGAAGGAUGGGUCGAGCAAGAUCCAAAAGAAAUUCUUCAAGCAGUCAUGGACUGUAUAGUACAGACCAUGGAUAAAUUAAAAGAUGUCGGUUUAUGUAAAUCAGACAUUAAAGCCAUUGGAAUUACAAAUCAACGUGAAACAACUCUUGUUUGGGAUAAAAAUACCGGGGAACCUUUACACAAUGCAAUUGUUUGGCUCGACAUGAGAACAACGACAACAAUGGAGGAUGUUCUUGAUAAAAUUCCAAAUAAAUCGAGAAAUAAAAAUUAUUUAAAGCCUAUUUGUGGAUUGCCAAUGUCACCAUAUUUUAGUGCUCUUAAAAUUCGUUGGCUCAUUGAUAAUGUGCCAAAAAUAAGACAGGCUGUUCAAAAUGAGACUUGUGCCUUUGGAACAGUCGAUACUUGGCUAAUUUGGAAUCUCACUCAGGGAAAAUUGCAUGCAACGGACGUAUCAAAUGCGUCACGUACAAUGUUAAUGAAUAUUGAAACACUAAAAUGGGAUCCAUUACUUUGUAAAUUUUUUGAAAUACCACAACAUAUUUUACCUGAAAUACGUUCCAGUGCAGAAAUUUACGCUCCAAUCACUAAUCCUGAGGUGUUAGCUGGAAUUCCAAUUUCAGGCUGCGUGGGAGAUCAACAAGGAGCUUUGCUAGGACAAUUGUGUCUAAAACCUGGACAAGCAAAAGCAACAUAUGGAACUGGAUGUUUUCUGCUUUACAAUACUGGAAAUGUGAAAGUGGAUUCAAAUCACGGUUUGAUAACAACAGUGGCUUAUAAAUUGGGAAAGAAUCCGGCAAUUUAUGCACUUGAGGGUUCAGUUGCAGUUGCUGGUGCUGCCUUAUCAUGGUUACGUGAUAAUAUGCAAAUGUUAAGCAGUAUCACACAAUCCCAAGAUUUAGCUGAACGAGUUCGUUGCUCCGGUGAUGUUUAUUUUGUUCCGGCAUUUUCUGGAUUGUACGCACCCUAUUGGCAACAAGACGCACGAGGUGUAAUUUGUGGAAUUACGGAAGAUACACAACAAUAUCAUAUUAUUCGAGCGGCAUUAGAAGCCGUUUGUUUUCAAACACGUGAUAUACUCGAGGCAAUGGUGAAAGACUCGGGAACAAAAUUGUCAACAUUACAAGUUGAUGGCGGUAUGACUGUUAAUGAUUUACUUAUGCAAUUACAGGCAGACAUCACGGGAAUUCACGUCGUGCGUCCAAAAAUGUUUGAAACAACAGCAUUGGGCGCGGCAAUGUUGGCAGGAAUUGGGGCAAAUCUCAUAGAAAUAAGUGAUAUCGAUGCAUCGCAAAUUACAAAAUUUUCCCCACAAAUUGGAGAAAAUGAACGAGAUUUGCGUUAUUCAAAAUGGAAAGCAGCAGUUGAACGUUCAAUGAAUUGGGAUACGACAACAGCUCCUGUUCACGAUAGUUAAAUAAAUAAAAAACAAAUUUUCUCUCGUUUUAAUCUAGAUAAGAAAAAAAAAUGUUAUCGUUAAAGAUAAAAAAAAGAAUUUCUAGAAAUUC